AUGUACAUUGUCAGAAGGCAGCAGAAAUAUUUUGCCUCACUUAAUGAAGAAUAUGGAUUAAGUUGUAUGAUGAAAGUGACUGUGAAUCCGUCUGCUUCAGAGUCUGCUCUUUUCCGAGGGGGACAUACUUUACUCCCAUCAGCUAGUUUUCAGGAAUCAGUGACCUUCAAGGAUGUGAUAGUGGACUUUACCCAGGAAGAAUGGAAACAGCUGGAUCCCAUACAGAGAGGUUUAUUCAGGGAUGUGACAUUGGAGAAUUAUACACAUCUGGUCUCUAUAGGACUCCAAGUUUCCAAACCUGAUGUGAUUUCCCAGUUAGAGCAAGGGACAGAGCCGUGGAUUGUGGAGCCCAACAUCCCAGUAGGGACCCUUGGAGACUGGGUGACAAGACCAGAAAAUAGCAUAACAGCCUCAGAGCUGGACAUUUCUGGAGAAGAGCCAUCUCCAGGGGCAGUAGCAGAAAAGCACAAAAGGGAUGAUCCUUGGAGCACCAACUUCUUAGAAACUUGUGAAUCCAAAGGCAGUCCAGAGAGGCAGCAGGCAAACGAACAGACACUGCCAAGGGAAAUAAAAAUAACUGAAAAGACCAUACCAACUUUGGAGCGAGCACAUGUAAAUAAUGACUUUGAAAAAAGCAUCAAUGUGAGUUUAGACCUUUUAACACACAAAGAAAUAUCUCCAAAACAGACCUCUACUAAAACAAGUGUCAAACAGAAUUUAAACCCAGUUAAAAAAGAGAAGUCUUGUAAGUGCAAUGAAUGUGGGAAAGCUUUUACUUAUUGUUCAGCUCUUAUUCGCCAUCAGAGAACGCAUACUGGAGAAAAACCCUACAAAUGUAAUGAAUGUGAAAAAGCCUUCAGCCGGAGCGAAAACCUUAUAAACCAUCAAAGAAUUCAUACUGGAGAUAAACCAUAUAAAUGUGAUCAGUGUGGGAAAGGCUUCAUUGAGGGUCCAUCUCUUACUCAACAUCAAAGAAUUCACACUGGAGAAAAACCCUAUAAGUGUGAUGAAUGUGGGAAAGCUUUUAGUCAGAGAACCCACCUUGUUCAGCAUCAGAGAAUACACACUGGUGAGAAACCAUAUACUUGUAAUGAGUGUGGAAAAGCCUUUAGCCAGAGAGGCCACUUCAUGGAACAUCAGAAAAUCCAUACAGGAGAAAAACCUUUUAAAUGCGACGAAUGUGAUAAAACAUUUACCAGGAGCACACACCUUACUCAACAUCAAAAAAUCCAUACUGGAGAGAAAACCUAUAAAUGUAAUGAAUGUGGGAAGGCUUUCAAUGGACCCUCAACGUUUAUUCGUCAUCAUAUGAUUCAUACUGGGGAAAAACCAUAUGAGUGCAAUGAAUGUGGUAAAGCCUUCAGUCAGCACUCAAACCUCACUCAGCAUCAGAAAACACAUACUGGGGAGAAACCUUAUGACUGUGCUGAGUGUGGGAAAUCCUUUAGUUACUGGUCUUCCCUUGCUCAACAUCUCAAAAUUCAUACUGGAGAAAAACCUUACAAAUGCAAUGAAUGUGGAAAGGCCUUCAGUUACUGCUCAUCCCUUACUCAACAUCGGAGAAUUCACACCAGAGAAAAGCCUUUUGAAUGCAGUGAAUGUGGAAAGGCUUUCAGUUAUCUCUCAAACCUUAAUCAACAUCAGAAAACUCACACCCAAGAGAAAGCUUAUGAAUGUAAGGAAUGUGGGAAGGCCUUUAUUCGAAGUUCAUCUCUUGCUAAACAUGAAAGGAUUCAUACUGGUGAGAAACCCUAUCAGUGUCAUGAAUGUGGGAAAACCUUCAGUUAUGGCUCGUCCCUUAUUCAGCAUAGGAAAAUACAUACUGGAGAAAGACCUUACAAGUGUAAUGAAUGUGGGCGAGCCUUCAACCAGAACAUACACCUUACACAGCAUAAGAGAAUUCACACGGGAGCAAAGCCUUAUGAGUGUGCCGAGUGUGGCAAAGCCUUUCGACAUUGUUCAUCUCUUGCUCAACAUCAAAAAACACACACAGAAGAAAAACCCUACCAUUGUAAUAAGUGUGAAAAGGCCUUUAGCCAGAGCUCCCAUCUGGCUCAGCAUCAACGAAUUCACACUGGAGAGAAGCCCUAUAAGUGCAAUGAAUGUGACAAAACCUUUAGCCGGAGCACUCAUCUGACUGAACAUCAGAAUACUCAUACUGGAGAGAAACCUUACAACUGUAAUGAAUGCAGGAAGACUUUCAGCCAGAGCACUUACCUCAUUCAGCAUCAGAGGAUUCAUUCAGCAGAGAAGCCUUUUGGAUGUAAUGAUUGUGGAAAAGCCUUCAGAUACCGUUCUGCUCUCAACAAACAUCAGAGACUGCACCCUGGCAUAUGA
Messenger RNA from Budorcas taxicolor (takin), 2337 nucleotides. RefSeq names its product zinc finger protein 184 (gene ZNF184). Gene Ontology annotation, molecular function: DNA-binding transcription factor activity, RNA polymerase II-specific; RNA polymerase II cis-regulatory region sequence-specific DNA binding. Gene Ontology annotation, biological process: regulation of transcription by RNA polymerase II. The coding region runs from base 1 to 2337 and encodes 778 amino acids. The record is from RefSeq and is a predicted model, not a curated record. Lineage: Eukaryota; Metazoa; Chordata; Mammalia; Artiodactyla; Bovidae. The transcript has 5 exons.